UCCACCACUCCCCUCCCAUUCCCUACUCCGCGCGCUCGCUUAAUCGGAGUGCGAACACGCUCACGCAGGGCCUGGAGAAGAUCCCCGACCAGCUGGGAUACCUCGUCAUGUCCGACGACGGGGUCCUUGCCUCGGGCGGCGAGCUGGAAAACGCGGAGCGCGCGGGGAAGGUGCUCGUGGCGAUGCUCCGCUUGGCCGUGACGCUGACCAUCGAGGACAGAGCCGAACCCUCCUUCAAGAGACUGUCUGUGAUGUUUGAAGAUCACAGCUACUUGCUGACCGUCUCCGGCCAGAAGAUUUUCGUGGUGAAGAGGAAGAGAUCUUCGUCGUGUCCCAAGGAAGCAUAAGAACGAGGAGACAUGAGACAUCGCGAUUCACGCCGAUGGUAGUGGCUGUUAUUAAACCCGGUAGUUCUCAGCCUUGUUGGUGUUGUGGCCCCCAAUCCAGACAACAAUUCCCAGGGUCCCCCCAAAGUUACUUCGAUCAGCACGGUUGAAUACGUAUGGUGCGAAAGAAGUUCAACAUACAUACAUACUAAAACCAGUAUUAACACGUAGGCUUUCGCGACCAACAUCAUCCAUAAUACAGGGGUUUUUUUUUGGUGAG
This is a messenger RNA of Petromyzon marinus (sea lamprey), 606 nucleotides long. The record is from RefSeq and is a predicted model, not a curated record. Lineage: Eukaryota; Metazoa; Chordata; Hyperoartia; Petromyzontiformes; Petromyzontidae.